Drosophila innubila is the source of this 2687-nucleotide messenger RNA. RefSeq names its product proton-coupled amino acid transporter 1. Bases 360 to 1823 code for a protein of 487 amino acids. Gene Ontology annotation, cellular component: vacuolar membrane. The transcript has 7 exons. Gene Ontology annotation, biological process: amino acid transmembrane transport. NCBI's taxonomy places the organism in Eukaryota, Metazoa, Arthropoda, Insecta, Diptera, Drosophilidae. Gene Ontology annotation, molecular function: amino acid transmembrane transporter activity. The record is from RefSeq and is a predicted model, not a curated record.
GAGAGGAAGAAGAAGACCAAUUUAAUUGGUUUUUGUUUUGAUUGUGGGUCUCGUCGCCAAUUCUGCUUAAGAGGAAUUGAUAAAAAUUUUAAGCUUGCGUCGACGUCGACGUCGUGACCUUGUGGCUUUGUGGACCUUUCAUUGUCAGUGUCAGCAGCAAGCAGCAGAAAGUAGAAAAAAUCAAUGGAAGACUUGACGCCAUUGACAAACCUUCAACAGUUUUAGUUCAAAGUUUUUACUUUCCUUAACUAUCGACGCAACCAAGGCCACUGCCCGCAUUCUUAAUUUAAUUCCGAAAAAAAGAUACAUUAUCUACAGUUUUUUGCUUUCUCGGCGAUCCCGCGAAGCGCAAACCGAAGAUGUCCGAACGUCAACCGUUGUUGCUGCAAGGCGAUGCCUCCGGCAACGGAUUAAUCAGGCCACCUGUACGCAGCUCACCGCCGGACAGUACGCUGGUCAAUGUGCACAGCGAGGACAGCAUCGCAGUGCACGCCGCAGCCAAUGGAGAUGAAGAUGAGCAGAGUUCUCAAGCUGGCGAUGAGAAUCUCAAAUCGAGCUACAAUCCUACACAUCACCGCACACUGGAGCAUCCCACAUCGAACUUUGAUACAUUGGUGCAUCUGCUGAAGGGCAACAUUGGCACUGGCAUUCUUGCCAUGCCGGAAGCCUUCAAGAAUGCCGGCCUCUAUGUCGGUCUCUUUGGCACAUUGAUAAUGGGCGCCAUUUGCACACACUGCAUGCACAUGUUGGUCAAGUGCUCCCAUGAGCUGUGCCGACGAAUGCAGCAACCAUCGUUGAACUUCUCGGAGGUGGCAUUCUGUAGCUUUGAGACGGGACCUUUGGGAUUGCGACGUUAUUCGCAUUUGGCCAGACGUGUGGUUACCACAUUCCUGUUCAUCACACAGAUUGGUUUCUGUUGCGUUUACUUUCUGUUUGUCGCACUUAAUGUGAAGGAUGUGAUGGAUCAUUAUUUCACAAUGGAUAUACGUAUCUAUCUGCUGUUAAUGCUAUUGCCCAUGAUCCUUUUGAAUCUGGUGCGCAAUCUCAAGUACCUGACGCCCGUCUCUCUUCUUGCUGCUUUCCUAACCGUUGCCGGAUUGGCCAUCAGUUUCUCCUACAUGCUACACGAUUUGCCCGAUGUGCACACUGUAAAACCCGUGGCCACUUGGGCCACACUCCCACUUUAUUUUGGCACUGCGAUCUAUGCUUUUGAGGGCAUUGGCGUUGUCCUGCCCCUGGAGAAUAACAUGCGCACUCCCGAAGACUUUGGCGGCACUACAGGCGUCCUUAACACGGGCAUGGUUAUUGUUGCCUGUCUCUACACAUCCGUGGGAUUCUUUGGCUAUCUCAAGUACGGCGAGAGUGUCAAGGGGAGCAUCACACUCAACUUGCCACAGGGCGAUAUUCUAUCGCAGAUGGUACGCAUCACCAUGGCUGUGGCAAUAUUCCUCUCCUAUACCCUGCAGUUCUAUGUGCCCGUCAACAUGGUGGAACCUUUUGUUUGCAGUCACUUUGAUACGACACGUGCCAAAAAUCUGGCAUCCACGGUGCUCCGCACGGUGCUGGUCACAUUUACCUUUUUGCUGGCCGCUGUUAUACCCAAUCUGGGUUCUAUUAUCUCACUGGUGGGCGCUGUCAGCAGCUCGGCCCUGGCUUUGAUUGCUCCACCGAUCAUUGAGAUCAUAACAUUCUAUCAUGUGGGCUAUGGUCGCUAUAACUGGAUGCUGUGGAAGGAUUUUCUCAUUUUGAUAUUCGGACUAUGCGGUUUCGUUUUCGGCACUUGGGCGAGCCUGGCGCAAAUUUUGAAUCCCAGCGUUAACUAAGAGUUGACUCCAAUAUUCAAUGUUUGUGUGCGAAUUUACGUCGAAGGCUUUUUGUAGAUUUUACUACAAACUAUAUCAAUAAGUUUCUAUAGUGUAUUUGUUUAGAUUUUGCUAUUCGUUUAACAGGUGCUCAGUUGCUGCAAGUGCUUCGAUUUUAUUUGGUUUAAAUAGCUUUUAUUUAUUAGCACAAUUCAGUACUAGACAAUAAUUAGCAUUUUUAAUCCCCAUUGAUUACUGCCUACAUAUUUUGUUUUUUGUUUAUAUCCAAUGUAAAGUGUAAAGUUUUUCUGUGUUAAAUGUUCAUUUAUUUUUUAAUCGUGAACUGAGAAUCGCACAAUGCCAAAAAAGUGAUUUCGCAUAGUAUUGAUAAACAGUUAUUGUUUAGAUUUAAUUGUUGUUAGGGUGUUAGUUUUAGGUCAAGAGCAGCUCAUUCCAAAUGCCACGGCCAAUUUCCCUAGAUGGAAUACAACUUGUUGUAUUAAAGACAUUAACUAUAAAUAUAUAGCUUAAUUGUUUUUUUGUGUGUGUCUUUCGGAUGACAUUAUUAUACUCUAUGUAUACUCUACAUAUAAAUAUAUAUUAUACACACUAACUAUACACACUUACUAUUAUGUGUAUAAGCUGUGAAAUAAGCUGAGAUCGAAGAAGAAUCAUGAUAUUAACUGGAAACUGCAGAAGCGCAAAUUUCAUAGCAUUAUAUAUAAGUACAGAUAUAGAUAUAGUACAUAUUUGCCAGAGGAUUGCUUUUUUAAUCUCUGUAAAUUAUGACUAAAACAAAUACAUGUAAUUUAAAUCGAUUUUGAAACCGUAACUAAAGACAAUAAUAAAUUGAGUUAAAAGUUUGUGAAUGUAUCAUAUACUGAA